Messenger RNA from Megalobrama amblycephala (Wuchang bream), 6374 nucleotides. It is a transcript of the gene gprc5ba, whose product is annotated as G protein-coupled receptor, class C, group 5, member Ba. NCBI's taxonomy places the organism in Eukaryota, Metazoa, Chordata, Actinopteri, Cypriniformes, Xenocyprididae. Gene Ontology annotation, cellular component: plasma membrane; extracellular exosome; intracellular membrane-bounded organelle. Gene Ontology annotation, molecular function: protein kinase activator activity; G protein-coupled receptor activity; protein kinase binding. The record is from RefSeq and is a predicted model, not a curated record. Bases 1627 to 2802 code for a protein of 391 amino acids. Gene Ontology annotation, biological process: G protein-coupled receptor signaling pathway. The transcript is spliced from 5 exons.
CCUGAACAUAACAUAUUAAGCCAUUUUAAGGGGUUUCUUUAUGGGGACACUCUUGCACCUUUGCACGUUGCGAUCGUAUUCUGGGCUCAACUGAUUGCCUGUAUAUGUUUCAUCAAUAAGGUGUAUGAGUUUGGUCUUUUUAAUUCACUGUUUGUCCACCGUUUAAAGUUAAGCAUUUUAGAAUGUCCAGCGACAGGGGAAUCCUGUGUGACGUAUGAGGGCAGCUCCAGUACUGCGGCACAGCGCCAUAUUUAUUCUUUACAUUAGUUUAUUCUGCACAUCAGCCUCGGGGGAUAUGACAUUGUAUCUCCUUUGUGGUAGAGAAAGCUCAAUAUGGAUUACUGAAUUUUUUAUAAUGAAAUUGUGUUUGAAAUGUUUUCAUUUGAAAUAUUCACAGCUUAAAUAUACAACCAUGCUGAAUUUCAGCCCCCCAAAGCACUGUUUGGUUUGGUUUGUUUAUUUAUGUAGCACUGCUAAAAACAACCGAGGAUGAACCAAAGUGCUUUACAUAGUCCCAAAACAAAAACAACAAACAACAGAAUAUACACAUAUUAACAAAUCAAACAUCAUAGACACCACAUUUACCACAUAGAGUUUAAUAUACUGUUAAUAGAAUGCUUUUUUUUUUUCAUUUAGUGCAAUUCAACAUGCUAUUUUUUUUCAGAGACAUUAGUCAUUAUUUCACUUCCAUAUUAAUCAUUAAAGCUAUUGCUACGACACAGAAUAUGCCCUACCUAAAUGGUCAGGAGGAGCCGCUUCUACUGUGUAUAAAUUAAAAUAAAUUGUAUUUCUGUAAUUAUUUCUAAUUAUUUGUAAUUAUUCUCUUGCCUUCUCAUUUUCCCUCUGCAUUCACUAACUGCCUGUUUAAAGACAACAUAAAAUGAAAAAAAAAAAAAAAAAAAUCAAUAAAAUUAAAAAACGCUUUGUAAACAGACAGUGGGGGUGGAGGAUUCCGUACAUGGAAGUGAAAAGCAGGGCAUGUUUGUGAGGGAUGGUGGCUUGUUGGUGAAUGACAGUUAGGGGCGGGGCUUGUGCUGCGCUGACUGAUUGAAUCAAACAGCUGAGAACGCGCGUGUGAAGACAGAGGAAAAGCAGCAGAUGCAUCGAAAGAAACCACAGCAGCACAAUAAAACAUUAAAGACAGCGUCUGCGGCAAACAGAUGAAAGACGAUGAAUGCCAAAUGUGUACGGUGUGUGUUUUAGAGGCGACGAUGGUGUGGUGAAGAAUGAGGACGCCUGACAUUUUCAUUUCUCUGUGACAACUGAUGAACAACGCGCGGAGCAGCAGCAGCGCUUGAAGCAGAAACGCGAAGGGGAAUACUCGUUUUGUCACGGUUUUUAUUUUCAGCUCCUUUUAUUUGUUGGUGUUUGACCUCGUUUAUUAAUCACACCGCAAACGCCCAACUAAACUAAAGAUUUAGGGGGAUAUAGCUUAACCAUUUUUAAAUAGCACGAAGAGGAAUAAUUGUGCGGUCCUUCGCCGUGUUAAUCAGCUGCAGGAGCAGAGAUGUGACAUUUUUCACACGAGCAUUCAACCAUCUAUCAUAUCGGAUGCUUUAAUCGAUAAAGGGUCCAUCUCUUAGGCCAUAAUUUUAAAGGCUGCCACUGAAUAUAUCUUAUACUAAGAUGCCAUUUUUUCACGUGCUGUUCCUGCUGCUCACUGGGCUGGAUGUGAGUUUGUCUCAAGAUGAGAAGCCGACAGUCCCGUUCGGCUGCGGAUUUGGUCUUCAGCGCCCCUACACUCUCUUAUGUGACCUGGAUGCUGUAUGGGGCGUGGUGGUGGAGGUCGUAGCAGCGGCUGGUGUGUUAGCUGCUGUUUUACUGUUGGUAGUGUUACUGUGCCGGCUGCACUCAGUGACCGAGGCACCAAAGCGAAGUGGCAUCGGUCCGACUCUCUUACUGUUGAUAGGCAUUAUUGGGCUUUUUGGGCUUAGCUUUGCAUACCUUAUUGAGCAUAACGAGAGCAUUUGUUUGGUGCGGCGUGCCCUCUGGGGUGUGUUUUUCUCACUCUGCUUUGCCUGCAUGUUGGCACAGGGCGUGAGGCUGCGAAGGCUUGCCCGUGAGUCUCGUAGCCCGGGUGGGUGUGCCCUCGCUGGACUAGCGUUAGGGUUGACAGCAGUACAGGGUAUUAUCGCUGCAGAGUGGCUUCUACUAACAGUGCUUCGGGCGGGUAACCCAGCGUGCCAGUAUCAACCUCUGGACUUUACGCUGGCUUGCGCCUACGUGCUUGCGCUUCUGCUGGCCGCCCUAGUAAGCGCAACAUUAGCACUGUGUGGGAAGGCACGACACUGGCACUGUAAUGUUGUGUGGCUUCUGGUCUCCUGCUUGCUGUCCAUUCUCUUGUGGGUGGCUUGGGUUGGUUUCUACGUCUAUGGAAACAACGUGCUUGGGAAGUCUCCGGACUGGGAUGAUCCAGCAUUGGCUGUAGCACUGGUAGCACAGGGUUGGUUGUUAUUGCUGUGCCACGCUGCUCCUGAAGCCCAUGCCUGUCUUCGAGCGCCACCUCAGCCUUCUGCUCCAGACUAUUUCGACACAUCCCAGAAUUCCUCACGCAUGAGAGAGGCCAGCCUUGAUGAGGACAUCCCCCUUUCACACAGGCAGUUUGUGGAGAACCAGGGAUAUGCGUUUGAUGAAAAUACUGCAGGGUUGAGGAGUGGCAGUCACCAUAAUGGCAACACAGGGGCCAGACCCAGUGCACCUUUCAGAAGUAACGUCUACCAACCCACUGAGAUGACCAUGAUACUAAAUGGAGGAGCAGUUCCAUCCGCCCCUCCCACAUACACAGGAAGACAGCUUUGGUAAAGGAGGAGACUGGAAGAAGAGUGAAUGGAAAAGUGGUGCAAGCUCCUGAACUGUAAGAAAAAUCUCUGAAGUGAAUACAGACUUACAGUAAAGGACAAUGUCAGUAGCCGCCAGUGCUGCAGUAAGACUGAAAUAAAGCACUUGGAUCGUGUGUGUGUGUGUGUGUGUGUGUGUGUGUGUGUGUGUGUGUGUGUGUGUGUGUGUGUGUGUGUGUGUCCCUGAGCAAUCUGACAAGCAUGACCGAAAGAUGUUAAAGGGACAGUUUGCCCAAAAAUGAAAAUUUUGUCAAAACAAAAGAAUAUAUUAUGAAGAAUACAGUUGACGGUAGCCAUUGAGUGCCCUAAUAUUUUUUCCAUACUAUGGAAGUCAAUGGCUACCUUCAACUGUAUUCUUCAAAAUCUCUUCUGUUGUGUUCAGCAGACGAAAGAAACUCAUACUGGUUUGGAACAACAUGAGGGUGAGUAAAUGAUGACAACUUUUUCAUUUUUGGGUGAACUAUCCCUUUAAACAGGACAACUCUUUGCAUUAUCAAUAGUUGUAGUGAAUUUGAGUUGGUGUACUGGUAAAAUAUUCUUGCAGUUUUACACAUUUCUCUAUUAAAACCAUUAAUUACAACAGUAUUUUAAUUUUAUCAUUGUCUCAGAUGAAUAUGUAUUUUGCUUUGACUUCAGAUUCGCCCUGAAGUCAUAUCGGGCUCUGUGUGUUACAUGCAGAGGUUGCAGAUCUGUCUCUACAGCAGUUGUGACUGUGCAGUAAAACUUGGACAUCUUAUUCUAUGAUAACAAGAUACAGUACUUUGGUCUCUCUGGUAAAUUUUUUUCUUUUUUCUUUUGUGAGUUGUCUGUUGUAUGAAUAAGUGGUGCGCCACUGAAGCAACAUGCUGUGACAAAUCUAAACCUUUCUUCUGUGGAGUCUCGAGAUCAAUUCUCACUCAACUCUAAAUGAAAUCUUAGCAACACCUUGUUGUAAAUGGCUGUAUUUUUUAUACAUCAAGGUUCUUGAAUUUGCCACUUAAGUUUUGAUCUCUGCUUUUACACAGUUAUACAAUUAAUCUUCAGAUACCUACAACUGCUGGACAGAUCCCAGCGGAAAAAAAACUAAGAUGACAGAGCAAAGGAGGAAAGUGAGGACAUGGGGUGGGGUGUUAAUAUAGUUCAGACUACUGUAGGUCUGCACGUUUGAUGAUUUGGAAAACUGCAACUCUAAAUGGCCAUGCAGACUGCAACCCCCCCCCCACCCCCCCACCCCCCAAUUUUCGAAACACAAAUGAAGAUAUUUUAAAUGAAAUCUGAGUGAUUUCUGUUCCUCUUUUGACAGCUAUGCAACUGAUAUUUUUGUUGCUUCAAAAAGUUUAUGAGGAGAUCAUAAAACUAAUCCAUAUGAAUUGAGCAGUUUAGUCCAAAUUUUCUGAAGUGACUCGAUCACUUUUUUAUGAACCGAUUGAAUUUAGGCUCAAAGUUUCAGUUGCAUGGAGGCACAGAAAUCUUUCAGAAUUCAUCAAAAAGAUCUUUAUUUGUGUUCCAAAAAUGAACGAAAGUCUUUCGAGUUUGGAACGUAAAUGACGACAGAAUUUUCUUUUUUGGCUGAACUAUCCCUUUCAGCACUGAAAAGAAUGACAGUAUGUACAUGACCACAGUAGCAGAGAUCAUAGAACUGUGGUAAGAGGGUCUGUUCAGUUCAUUUUUCAGAUGGAUUUCUUGAUUUCUUUUUUCUUUGAGAGUGAUAAUGUUGUUAACCAGUUGUGUUCUUUUAAAAUGAAAGUGUUGUUGUUUGCUGCUUAGACUGUGCUGUAACCUUCUAAAAGGGACACUGAGCUGUAGAGAAUAACUAUGAUUUGCUUUAUAUUUAUGCAUGCAGAGUCCUAUACCACAUCACAUAAACUGAUAUAUGAGAGUGAACAUUGAUUGUUUGGUCCAACUCGGUGUUCGAUUCCUCCCUUCUCCCCUUGUUAUACAAGGUACAAGAGCCAAAUAAUAUGCUGCAGUUAAUAACAGUUAUACUCUGAGAAUGCAAAGAUGUAAAUUACACAUCAUCAGUGGCGAUUUACUUCCACAAGUUAUGAUUGAUUGCUGGAGUCUGUAAACCCUUUUCAAGUAAACUUAGGUGUGGCUCACAGGUGCAUAGCCGAGCUUGCAAAACUGAGUAAGCUGUUAUUAUUUAUUUUCACUGCUUACUGCAGACAAGUCUAGAUUUUGUGUUGGCAUCGUACAUUCCACAAUAAAGGAAAUUUUCCUGCUAUCUGAACAAUUCAAGCUUGAAGAACCACCUUCACGUUUUUGCCAUAGAAGCUGCUACUAAACACAAUGGUCCCACAAGCUACAUAGCACAAAGCUAUAUUGCCAAGAAUAAACCAGUUAUAAAAGACAAUUAGUACUUUCAUAUGUGUGUAUCAAAGCAAUAAGAGGUUAGGAUAAGAAAGAUGGAUAGUGAUGCUAUGGACAUAAUUAUUAAAGGGGUCCUGACAUACAUAUGUUUCCAACCAUUUGAAUAGGACACUCGUUUUGAAGCCGUUCUUGAAAAUUUCACUGUAAAUGACCAUUUCCUUGGCAGAAUCUUUAAAAAAAAAAAAAAAAAUGCCCUCAUCAUAUUGCACAGUUAAAAUAUAUCAAAUAAAAGAUCAAAUAAUGUGUGGAAAAAAUAUUAAACUUUUGUUUACUUUCCUGCCCAGUAGGAAAUAAGAAACUGCAAAAGUAAAUUGUAUAUAUAUAUUUAUAUAUAUAUAUAUAUAUAUAUAUAUAUAUAUAUAUAUAUAUAGAGAGAGAGAGAGAGAGAGAGAGAGAGAGAGAGAGAGAGAGAGAGGAGAGAGAGAGCUUAGGUUAAGAAAGUUUAAAAAAAAAAAUAAACUUGCCAUUUCUUCUUAAGGGAUUAGUUCACUUUCAAAUUAAAAUUACCCCAAGCUUUACUCACCCUCAAACCAUCCUAGGUUUAUAAGACUUUGUAAGAUUUUGCCAAACAGCAGCCAUUUCUAUACUUAUUUCUGUGGCCUAUUACUUGUGGUGAACACUAUUAAAUAAAUUGAAACUAGAAUUGUAGAUACAGAAGUUAGAACAGAAGUAAGAAAUACUUCAGAAAUUGAAUAUAUUAGGCUGUUGUAACUUCACUUAAGACAUAAACCGACUGUGGUUACAUGAAUACUCAGAUUUUGUCAUAUUUUUGUGUGUAUUUGACAGCGCACCUGAGUUGAGCAAAAAGUAUUCACCUGCUGUUGCACCACGGAAGUAAGCUUUUUUUUUUUUUCUGUGAAUGUGUGGGCACUUCUGAUUCAUUAACCACUAUAGUAAAUAACUGGAAGAAUAACAAAAUGCAGUAAAAUAAUUUGCGCUACAAACCAGUGUGUUUAUGAUUACAAUAAUAAAUUAAAAUGAUAUUAUAAUAAAUAACAGUUUGCAAUAUCAAGCAGCAUAAUGGGCAGUUUUUGUACAGCUAAAAUAAUUGGAAGUGGAUGAGACCGGAAGCCUUGACACAAUCAAGUUACAAUGUCUGUGUCUGCUCUUACUUAAAGAAUGGAUGCUUGUCAGUGUUCCACUCCAUCUCGAAGCGCUCGACACAGAAAGCAGCCUGUCAGCGUGCGA